This is a messenger RNA of Chlamydomonas reinhardtii, 1506 nucleotides long. RefSeq lists its product as uncharacterized. Gene Ontology annotation, biological process: membrane organization; endoplasmic reticulum tubular network organization. Gene Ontology annotation, cellular component: endoplasmic reticulum; membrane. The coding region runs from base 122 to 1162 and encodes 346 amino acids. The record is from RefSeq and is a predicted model, not a curated record. The transcript is spliced from 10 exons. Lineage: Eukaryota; Viridiplantae; Chlorophyta; Chlorophyceae; Chlamydomonadales; Chlamydomonadaceae.
UUGCACCUGCUGGAUACGCCUGCUAUAACAGCAGUCGUCCGUUCGACUAGAAUAGUACUUGUAGAAGCUUCUGUACAGCGACGCCGUUGGCGGCAGACGCCAUAUAGCGGCUGUAAGGAUAAUGGAGGCAUUUAAGCAAUUCGAUUUCGACGCGAAUGAGCAGUGGAAGGGCUACCUGCGGAGCGUCGAGCUCACAAACGACUCGCCGGGAAUGCUGACGAAGCUCAAGGCGAGAUGGUACAAGAAGAAUGUGGACUCGACGUUUGAGCUGCCCGCCGCUGGCGCCGGCGCCGCCAGCGCGAGCAGCAAGUUCUCGUCAGGGCCUGCGCCCGCAGCCUCCGCCUCCAGCACACCCAAGCCCCCCACCUCGGGCACCACCGGCUCCGGCUCGGGCACAUACGCCUCAAGCAACUACGCCGCGCCGCCUCCACCCCGCUACGGCGGCACUGGCGGCGGCGGCGGCACGUACGGUGGGCCGACGGCUCAGCGGCGGCUGUUUAUGAUGCACCUGGCUCUGUUGGUGCUGGGCGUGUGGAGUGUGGUGCCGCUGCUGCCGGGCGGCCGCCGCGCCUACGUGUUCCUACUGCGCUGCAGCAUCAUGGCCCAGGGCUACAAGAUCUACCUGCAGCAUGGGCUGCCCUCGUUCCGGCCCUGGAGCAUGGCCAUGGCCUGGGUCCAGCGGGUCAUCCCCACCGCCGACUUCCUGCAGCUGCUGGUGGCCUUCUCCUUCUCCGCCGCUCCCCCCAUGGUGCUGGUGGCUGCGCCCAUCCUGGUGCUGGCCGCCUACCACGCCGCCGCCUACGUGGCAGCGCACCACAGUGGCCACCCGCUGUGGCAGCGCUACGGCGCCAGGCUGCACGCGGUCAUGCUGCGGCGCCAGUCUGACGCGGUGCUGCUGAACGCGGCGUGCGAGGUGGCCACGGCCUUCAUGCUGGUGAUGCACCUGCUCACGCCCGCACGCAGCUUCCUCACACUCAUAUUCUAUGUGCAGGUCCUGAAGCUCAAGCUGCACGUGCCCGACACAGCCGUGCAGCACCGCAAGGUUUGGUCCAUGAUCGAUGACUACACACGGCCUUACCGCGCCCGGCUCCCCCCAAUGGUGGAGACUGCCAUCCAGGCGGGGGCGCGCUGGAUGACGGCGGUGCCGGGCGCGCCGCAAUAGCAGCAGUAGCAGUGGCAGCAGGAGUGGCAGCAGCUUCAGGAGGGCAGGAGGACAGGAGGAGCAGUAGGGGCAGGAGCAGCAGGAGCAGGCACAGGCGGCUGUGGCAGAGGCGUGUGCCGAUGGAUGGAUGGAGGGGCGGGAAGACGCGCAAAGGGGUCCAGCGUGGCGGCGGGGAGGUGGCAACGGACGGAGCAGAGCAAUGGUGGCAGUGUGGUGGCGUGUGCAACGAGGCAAGGUGUGCAUGGGCGGUGGGGGGGGGCGGGGUAGCGGGGGAGGGCCGGGGUAGCGGGAGGUUUGAGAUGGAGGGCUGCUGAGGGCAGGCUUCGGAAACGAAACAAUCACCC